GCGCGGGGGUCUGCGGCCGCGAUGUCUUCUCCGUCGGGCGACGCAGGCCCGGGGCCGCCGCGGACGCUGUCCCUCGCCGCGCGGCUGAGCUUCGCGGUCGGCCACUUCCUCAACGACCUGUGCGCCGGCAUGUGGUUCACCUACCUGCUGCUGUUCCUGCACUCCGUGCGCGGGUACAGCUCGCGGGGCGCGGGGCUGCUGCUGCUGCUCGGCCAGGUGGCCGACGGGCUCUGCACGCCGCUCGUGGGGUACGAGGCCGACCGCGCCGCCUGCGCGCGCUGUGGGCCCCGCAAGGCCUGGCACCUAGCGGGGACGGUCUGCGUCCUGCUGUCCUUCCCGUUCAUCUUCAGCCCGUGUUUGGGCUGCGGGGAGGCCACGCCCGAGUGGGCCGCCCUACUGUACUAUGGGCCCUUCAUCGUCAUCUUCCAGUUUGGCUGGGCUGCCACACAGAUUGCCCACCUGAGUCUCAUCCCAGAGCUGGUGACCAGUGACCACGAGAAGGUGGAGCUCACGGCCCUCAGGUAUGCGUUCACUGUGGUUGCCAACAUCACCGUGUACGGCAUGGCGUGGCUGCUGCUGCAUUUGCAAGGCUCCGCACACGGGAGCCAGGACAUCGGUGUGGGUGACCAGCUGGGAGUCCAGGAUGUGCCUGUGUUCCGGACCCUGGCCCUGCUGGUGGUGGCUGUGGGAGCCAUCUUCUCUCUGCUCUUCCACUUGGGAACCAAGGAGGGUCGCUGGCCCCAGCACCGGGGGACCGAACCCAAUGAGCACAGCCCCCUGGUGGCCCCCGCAGCCCAGCCACUGCUGCUGUGGAAGCACUGGCUCCGCGAGCCGGCCUUCUAUCAGGUAGGCAUGCUGUACAUGACCACAAGGCUCAUUGUGAACCUGUCUCAGACCUACAUUGCCAUGUACCUGACCUAUUCUCUCAGCUUGCCCAAGAAGUUCAUCGCCACCAUCCCCCUGGUGAUGUACUUGAGUGGCUUCUUCUCCUCCUUCCUCAUGAAGCCAGUCAACAGGCGCAUAGGGAGGAACAUGACCUACUUCACGGGGCUGCUGGUGAUCCUGGCCUUCGCAGCUUGGGUGGCCCUGGCAGAUAAUCUGGGUGUGGCUGUGUACGGGGCCGCAAUGCUGCUGGGUGCAGGCUGUGCCACCAUCCUUGUCACCUCCCUAGCCAUGACAGCUGACCUCAUUGGCCCACACACGCAUAGUGGAGCCUUCGUGUAUGGUGCUAUGAGCUUUUCGGAUAAGGUGGCCAAUGGGCUGGCAGUCAUGGCUGUGCAGAGCCUGCAUCCCUGUCCCUCUGAGCUGUGCUGCGGGGCCUGCGUAGGCUUCUACCACUGGGUGAUGACAGCAGUGACCGGCGGCGUGGGUGUGGCCGCGGCCCUGGCUCUCUGCAGCCUUCUCAUCUGGCCCAUCCGAAUUCGCACCCGGUUCCGCGGAGACCAGCCCUGACUUCUGGCUCCCCAGGGUGGCGUGAUGAAGGACCACGCAGACACCCUGACCCCCGAUCUCCCAACCUGCUUGGGGUCAGAGGGCACGGCGUGCGGGUGGGGGUGCCGGCCACGCUUGCUGAGCCCUAGGGGCCCGUGGGUGCCCCGUCCCACUGUCGACUCGGAUGCACCCGCCCGCGGAGAGGCUGCCGGGGACGCAUGCCCGGGCUGCGCGUGGGAGACAUUGCCCGGCUCAUGGGGACACAGACACGAGGGUCGGAAGCACGGCUUUAUCAGAGCGCGGGUGUGAAGGCCGGGGGCGGCUGGCCGGUGGCCGGGCAGGGGCGCUCGAGGCCCCGCUGUCGGAAGUCCUGCGCCGUGAAUCGUGGCCGCUGUGGCGGCGACAGGUGCGGCACAUAGUCCGACCGCCAGGGCAGCUGUGCCCCGAACUGGUUCCUGGUGGCCACUGCGGACACGACGGACGAGCUCUGCGUGGGGCGUGUGCUGGCCAAGCCCGCUAGGCCACGGCCAUCCUGCGCUCCCAGCCCGCACUGCCCACCGCCCACCUAUCCUCCUUCCUCGUCUUUUUUUCUUAAGAGUGUCCCUGUUUUGUUUUGACACUAGCUAGCCCAGGCUGGCUCCGGGACUCAGGUUCCCCCUGCCUCUGUCUCCAAGACUGGAACGACCCAAUGCAGCACGGCCCCGCCCCGUCCCAUCCCCUCCGCUCACCGAACUCCUUGCCGCGGAUUUGCCUGUCCCGCCACUGCAGGCACCCCCAGCGCGUUCCCGGGUUGAGGUACUGCGCGGGGAUCGCAGGGUCCCAGAAGGCCGUCUCCCGCAGGUGCUGAGUGUAGGCUGCGGGAGGCGCGGAGGGGGCGGUGUCAGCGUGGGACCCGCGGCCGAGCGUGGCCGGGGGCGGGGCACUCACCGGGCGGCAGGCCGCGCUGCCGACUCUGGAAGCAGCCGAGCCAGCGUGAGUGGGCCUCGCGGUACGGACUGUCGAGCGCCCGGGGCAUCGUGUACCAGGCGUCGCACGGGUUCGAGUUGGUCAGGCCGGUGUACCACACCUGGCCGGCCGCGUCCCGUCCCAUGGGCGUGAACUUCCAGCGCGUGGCUUGCUUGAUGGCCGGCGCCCAGCGGGGCCCCUCCAGGGACAGGUAGUCAUUGCUGAGAGAGGAUGGGGACUGAGCCGGGACGUCCUGCUGGACCAGCCACCGCCCCCUGCCGUCGUCUCCCGGAGUGUCUGACCCGUUUACAAAGGUGCUACGGAGUGCGCCGCCACCCGCCCUGCGGCGUCUCCGCACCUCCCCACCUGGACUCUAGCUCAUGUGGCCGAGGAUGGCCCUGCUUGUUUGACGCAGUUGUCACUGUUGCCCAGUGUUUACCACAAAUCCUGCCUCAGCCUUGCGCCACUGACGGCUGCUGGGGGACGGAGGGAGGGGGAGGGAGGGCCCAAGCCUGUAGCUCCCCACAGACGAUGCUCCUGAUUGGAGGGCGCAUGGAAGGCCAUGCAGGCUGCAGUGCUGGUGCUUGCAGGGAAAGGCCCCGCGGCCGAGGCGGCCUGUCACCAACACCACAGACGACCCAAGUCUGAGCCAGCCUGUGAGAUGGGCCUUUUCUGCUGGGUGUGCUGGCAACACUUAGCACGCGCUAGUUAGGAGGGUCUCUGCGGGCUUAUGAAUAGCUGGGGAUACACAGGAAUCUAAAAAGGAAGGGCAUUCUGGCACAUGGCCGCCACUGAAGCCCUGUGGGCCGGAGAACCAGCUUCCUCAGCUACCGACACCUCAUCACACCCAGGAGGAGGGCUGGGCACACUGCUGCCACCACCUCUCCCACAUGCCAUGGUUAGACUUGUCUAGGAUAUGUGGGAGGGGCAGAAUUCCAUUGUUGAGCCUGGCUGUUUCCAAACCCGAGUUUAGAGUUCGAGACUCCUCUACUUGGAGUGGGGUGUGCACAACCCUUUGCUGGGCUACAGGUUACGGGCGGGGGAUCUGAUGUCUGGGUGAAGAGGCACCAAAUGCAGGGACCCACCGGUAUAGAUGGUCUGGGAAGUAGAGUUCAAGGGUGCCCGAGGGAACGGAGGGCCGAGAAGCCUCCCGCCUCACGUUCUCCAUGUCUGGCCCUGCCUUCCCAGAGGCUCUAGUCACCAAGGCCCUGGGGCCAUUGUUGACAGGGACAAAGGUAUCCCAGCAACAGGGAAGCAGGCAGCCACAGUCCAUGAUCUCAGCUUACUUCCUGCUGUGUGGCCAGGACCCUGAGUGUCCCACGGCAGGAGGUCACGCCCUCCUUGAGCUUGGGUCCCCAUCCACAGCAGCCACUCACCCCACCUCCAUCUGUGUCCUCAAGACACAUUGAAGGAAGGGCACAUGAGUGACGAUGGUGCUCAGCAAAGGGACCCAGAGACAAGGGCCACAAAGUAUGGGUUCCAUGACAGGGUCCAUGAUAGAGACGUCCACAGAAGGAAGUGGAUACCUGGAGUCUUCAGUUGGUCAUAGAAUGUGCUGGAAUCUUUGGUGGCGUCGGAAGCCCAGGGUCUGCUCAUUCUGUUAGUGCAUCGUGUGUCCUGUGUGUCUUAUGUCAAUAAAUGUCACCACAGCCAAUCUCAAA
This is a messenger RNA of Grammomys surdaster, 4037 nucleotides long. RefSeq names its product major facilitator superfamily domain containing 12 (gene Mfsd12). The coding region runs from base 22 to 1452 and encodes 476 amino acids. Gene Ontology annotation, biological process: carbohydrate transport. Gene Ontology annotation, cellular component: membrane. NCBI's taxonomy places the organism in Eukaryota, Metazoa, Chordata, Mammalia, Rodentia, Muridae. The record is from RefSeq and is a predicted model, not a curated record. Gene Ontology annotation, molecular function: symporter activity. The transcript is spliced from 10 exons.